Messenger RNA from Rotaria sp. Silwood2, 1935 nucleotides. Lineage: Eukaryota; Metazoa; Rotifera; Eurotatoria; Philodinida; Philodinidae. The record is from the annotation of a GenBank genome assembly.
AUGUUUUCCGAUGUUGAAGCAGAUGCGAAAGCAUUUGUCAUUCAAGCGUGUUCAAAAAAAUCCAGAGAAUUCAAGGCUUUGGAUUUGGCUCUGUUUAUUGAUGAAAAAUACUAUGAAUUAACGGGAAUUAAAAAGCGAAAUGACGACGAUUUGAUAAGAUUCGAAAGAAGUUGUCGUCUGGAUCUUCGUAGAUGGGGAGCUAAAUUCGAAACGAAUUCGCAACGUCCAUAUCUCGAAGGACACGAAAGAGAUGAUGUGGUAAAACAUCGUAAUGAAUUUAUUAAUUAUUUUCUAGCACAUAAAGAUUUUUAUUACACAAUUACUGAUGGUGAAACACCUAUGUGGAAUAUUCCGACCCAAAAUCCUCCCAGAUUACUUAUAUUUCAUGAUGAAUCAACUUUUAGAAGUGGUGAAGUUAGUCCGAAACGCUGUGCCGAUAGUGAUGUUAAUUAUCUUAGUCGACAAACAACGGCUAGUAUUAAUAUUGGAACAGAUGCUUAUUUCGAUAAUGAUACGAUUCUAGAACAGUUUGAAAGACUAUUUCUGAUGCUGGAAUUCAAACAAGACUAUAAGGAGAAUCAAAUAGAAAUCAUCGUAGACAACGCAAGGACCCGCACUACUAAAGCAUAUUCAUUAAAAGAGUUUGAUAAAAAUAUUCGUACUCGAUUUCUCCUUGAACAAAUUGAAUAUGUUGAUGAAAAUAAUGCAACGAAAAUUAUUGAUUGCUAUUUUAAACAGGGCGCUAACAAAGGUAAAUCAAAAGGUUUAGUUGAAGUAUGUAAAGAUCUAGGUGUACAAUUACCAGCUAAAGUUAAAUUAGAUGAAAUUCGUGAAAUACUUUCAAAACAUAGAGCUUUUCAAAAUAUAGUUUCAUUUGCAGUUGAUCUUAGUUAUUCUGGUAUGCCUAAACCAAGUAAAAGGAAAAGUCAAUCAAAUGCGACAUCAGCUGGCCGCUGGUCAAAGACAAAGAUCCCGGAUGGACUCGUCAGAUUCCGAAUAUCGGAUGAUACUGAUGACAUAGAAUUAGAUUUUAGCGAAGAACAAUUGUUAACCGACAUUGGCGAUCUUGCUGAAAUGUGUAAGUCGAAAUGUGGAACGAAAUAUCUAAGUACUUUACUUUAUAUGUCAUUACGUUUCCUCAAAAUUAAAUGGGAAGCUGUCGAUGCAUUUUUGAAACGUACUGGUUUGAUGACAGCCCAAACUUCUCAUAAAUGGGCAACAAUAUUUAUUAAAGGAGAUUAUGAAGAGUUUUCAAAUGAUCUACAUGGUGGUAAACAAACUGAUUCAUUUUAUGAUACGUUUCCCGAUAUUGAAGCGGAUGCGAAAGCAUUCGUGAUCCACGCAUGCUCACAAAAAUCAGCAGAUUUCAAAGCGAUGGAUCUAGCUCAGUUUAUUGAUGAAAAAUAUUAUGAGAUAACGGGAAUUAUAAAACAAAGUGGCGACGAUUUGAUAAGAUCGAAAAGCAGUUGUCGUUUGGAUCUUCGUAGAUGGGGAGCAAAAUUCGAAGCAAAUUCACAACGUCCAUAUUUUGAAGGACACGAACGAGAUGAUGUGGUAAAACAUCGUACUGAAUUUAUUAAUUACUUUUUAGCACAUAAAGAUUCUUAUUACACAAUUACUGAUGGUGAAACACCUAUGUGGAAGAUUCCAACUCAAACUCCACAUCGAAUACUUAUAUUUCAUAAUGAAUCAACCUUUCGAAAUGGUGAAGGAGAAUACAAAGGUAAAUCAAAAGGUUUAGUUCAACUAUGUAAAGAUUUAGGUAUACAAUUACCAGCUAAGAUUAAACUAGGUGAAAUUAUUAAAAUACUUUCAACACAUCCAGCUUUUCAAAAUGAUUCGCGUAUACAUUUUGUCGAACAAAAAACUGCAUUAAAAUUAUCCCGACGUUUUUGGCGUUCAAUUGAAGCAUAUUCUCAAUGUCAGACAUGCUGA